AUGGCGCCCUUUGGCCGCCGUCGACCAGCCGAUGCAGCAUUGGAACAGGCGCGUAAAGCUCAGCGCAGACCUACCCUUCCAUCGGCAAGCAGAGGCGAACGUAUCCAAGACACGUAUACAGCAUACGACGACUUUCCAUGGGAGGAGAUCGAAGAAUAUCUUAGAGGCAAAUGGCCUGACUGGGACUUUAAGCGGAAGAGGUAUUUCAGCCUGAUCGUUUGCGCAGUUCCACGACAAAUGGGUUUUUGA
This is a messenger RNA of Alternaria viburni, 249 nucleotides long. RefSeq lists its product as uncharacterized. The record is from RefSeq and is a predicted model, not a curated record. NCBI's taxonomy places the organism in Eukaryota, Fungi, Ascomycota, Dothideomycetes, Pleosporales, Pleosporaceae. Bases 1 to 249 code for a protein of 82 amino acids. The transcript has 2 exons.